This is a messenger RNA of Diachasma alloeum, 387 nucleotides long. It is a transcript of the gene RpL17, whose product is annotated as 60S ribosomal protein L17. Gene Ontology annotation, molecular function: structural constituent of ribosome. Lineage: Eukaryota; Metazoa; Arthropoda; Insecta; Hymenoptera; Braconidae. Gene Ontology annotation, cellular component: ribosome; cytosolic large ribosomal subunit. Gene Ontology annotation, biological process: cytoplasmic translation. The record is from RefSeq and is a predicted model, not a curated record.
GACGGUGGCCCAAGAAAUCUGCGGAAUUCCUCCUUCAGCUCUUGAGAAACGCUGAAUCUAAUGCUGACCACAAAGGUCUUGAUGUUGACCGUCUCGUCAUUGAUCACAUUCAAGUUAAUCAUGCACCUUGCCUUCGUAGACGGACGUACAGAGCCCACGGUCGCAUUAAUCCUUACAUGAGCAGCCCCUGCCACAUCGAAGUGAUCCUGACUGAGAAGGAAGACGUAGUAGCUAAAGCCACCGAGGAAGAACCCUCCAAGAAGAAACUGAGCAAGAAGAAGCUUGCCCGCCAGAAGGAGAAGAUGAUGAGAGAAUAGAGGAAUAACGGUGACUUUAUACAUUUACAAGGAACUGUAUUGUGAAUUAAAGAGUUACACUAUUCGAUAA